AUGCUGCACUCCAAGGCGGGCAUCGUCGUAUUCAUCACGGGCUACGGACCCUUCGCCACUGUGAAGGUGAACCCCAGCUCCGACAUUGCCCUUCGGGUCGUGGAGGACCUGAAGCGUCACCCCGACGUAGCAGAGGUGCGGUACACGGAGCUGGAUGUCAGCGUGACAGCCGUCGCGGCGUACUUCGAGAGGGUGGAGAGGGAAAUUGCCGAAAUCAUUGCCGAACACGGCGCCGUCAAGGUGAAGAUCCUUCUCUGCCACCUAGGUGUUCACAAUGACACAACGGGGCUCAUCCGCGUCGAGGUGCAGGGCUACAACGAGCUUUUUGCGAACGUCCCUGACGUGGACGGUAAGGUGCUCAAUCACGAGCCCAUUGCACCGGAGGACGGCCCGAUUGAAGUGUUUCACGAGAGCUGGUUCGGCAAGGAGGGCUCUCCGCAGUUUGAGAAGCUGGAGAGCUUGAUUCAGGAGGUGAACGAUACGAUUGCCGAGUCAUGGCAUCACUCUAGAACGGGUGCUGUGACUAACAAUGAGAUGACAUCAGUGGAGCCGAACAGGAAGGACAUGAUGAUGCCAGCGUUUCAGGCGCCGAGCUGGGCAAUUUCGCGCGACGCCGGGCGCUACCUGUGCAACUGCGCCCUCUAUCGCGCGCUGCGACUUCAGGAAAGGAACCCGGGUGUUGUCUAUGGCAUCUUCAUUCACGUUGUCGAUCCGAUUCGCGGCAAGACGGAGAUCGAGGGCGGACCGAUUGUGGCUUACAACCCAACGACGAUGGUGCAGUCGGUGCAAGUGAAGUGUCUCAUGAACGGCCUGCUGUCUUUGAUGACCUCGUGA
Molecule: messenger RNA, 834 nt
Organism: Leishmania mexicana MHOM/GT/2001/U1103
Lineage: Eukaryota; Euglenozoa; Kinetoplastea; Trypanosomatida; Trypanosomatidae
Product: cysteine peptidase, Clan CF, family C15,putative
Exons: 1
Coding region: 1-834 (277 amino acids)
Biological process (GO): proteolysis
Source: RefSeq, a predicted model, not a curated record